AGUUAUCCAAAUUCCAAAUCCAAAAUUCGAAAUACGUGGAAUAAAAUUUCCCCCAGUCUAAAUUUCAAAAUAAUUUCCCGCCAAAUUACGUGGGCCUGAAGCAAUUCUCUCUAAUCUCAUUCAUGGUUGCUUUGUGGAAUUUUUGAAGAUCGAUAGCCGUUUAGAUCUCUGUUAAACUGAACAUUUUUCUCAAUUUUUCUUCAAUUUCAUAACCGAAAAUUUCAGAAUCUGGCUCAAGCAAGAUGCCGACGACCUUCAUCGCCGUCCAGUGUUUCCAAUGCUUUACUAUGCAGGUGAAGCAGCAGAAGAAGAGUAGCAACAAAUGGACGUGCGUGGUGUGCAACGAAAAGCAAUCUGUACAGAAAGUGUUUGCUAAGGGGUUCAUGGCCAAGGACAUCCGCAAAUUCGUUCAGAAUUCGAAUAUUUCUCGCCAAUUAGUCGAGCAGAAAGAAGAAAAAUUGUUCGUACAGAACUACAAUGAAGAAGAAAAUGAACAAAUUGGAGAUAUUGGAAACCAGUCACCAAGCAAUGAGGGAAAAAAGAAGAAAAGGACUGAUUGGUCCGAGUAUGUUGAUUAUGAAGAAGACUCUGGAAAACUUGAGCCUACUGAAGUGGAUGGAUUUGAGCCCAUGAUUGUGACCGAGAUGCCAAAGGCUCUGUUCAAGAAGCCUAAACUGAAGAAUUAUUCUACUGAUGGAUCAGGCUUCAAAGACGGUGAAAAGCUUUUGAAACCAGUGUUUGCGAAAAGGCAAAGUACUGCCAAUUCUCGAGAUGUGGAACCAGUUGAAUUACAGGAAAUAACCAAUAGAGGGACUAUGAAGUUCCAGCCCUCAGAUACGGCUUCCAAAUGGAGUCGCUUCAAGGUGGAUAUUCAAGAAGACAGCCGCACUUUAGUAAAUGGGGUAUCAUCGCUUUACAAGCCAACAACAGCAAGCAAAGGAUCACUUCCAAAGCUGAGUACUAACAUUACACGAGAUUUUGAUGAAAAAUUUGCAUUCAGGGCAACACCUUUAAAUCCACACACAACAGCCAAGGGACCACUUUCAAAAUGGAGCAAUUACAUGACAGAAAAUGAUGAUGAAAACCUGCUGAUCAGAGAGGGAAAAGCCUCUCUCCACCAGUCAUCUAAUCAGUGGAAGAACGAUGAGUUUGAGACCUUGUUGAAUGAUCAAAGGGUAGAAGAGGACAUCCACCCAGAUUUCCUUUAGCUUCUGAAAAAACAUUGGCUUGCAAUUCUCAAUAAUAGGAUGUAAAGUUUUACAAAUCAAGUGACAAAUUCUCAUAUGUUCCAUUUUGUGUCAUUGCAGUCAAAUUUUAGGGGAUUGCUUCAAUUCUUUUCUGCAUCUAAUCCCAGUGAUUCUUGUGUAACUAUCCAACUAAGGUUCAAGAAAUGGAAAUUGUACUCUUUUAACA
Molecule: messenger RNA, 1413 nt
Organism: Olea europaea var. sylvestris
Lineage: Eukaryota; Viridiplantae; Streptophyta; Magnoliopsida; Lamiales; Oleaceae
Product: MRN complex-interacting protein
Exons: 5
Coding region: 243-1208 (321 amino acids)
Biological process (GO): mitotic G2 DNA damage checkpoint signaling
Cellular component (GO): nucleus
Molecular function (GO): chromatin binding
Source: RefSeq, a predicted model, not a curated record